CCCGGGGUUCAAGGCUCUUCCUUAGAGUGUACACUAGGAGAGUCCAAACCCGGUUUGAAUAAAAACCUCACCUCGUGCCUUUUACAUCGGAGUGAUCGGAGUGUGUCUCGGAUUCGUCUGUUUGGGCUGUUUGGGAGAAUUUUCGGACCUAACAGGAACUUAUGCGGUAAGCAGCCAGGAAUGGGGCUUGUGCUAUAAACAACAAAAUGGAGCUAGUUUGGCUCUCACAGUAGCCACUUGUUCCGGACACUGGUAGCUUCACGGGACGUGAAGAAUACAGCUGGGUUUGGAGGGAGACGGGGCUGGGCUAAGAGGGCUCACCUUUCUCCGCGGCCCCAUAGGGAUGCUCCCCCCUCAUCCUAGAGAAUCAGCGAAUGACAGAGCGAGCCCAUAGAUGACGCGCUACCGGUCGCCCCACGGCCUUUCCGGCUCUAAAGUUUACGGCUUCUGCGCACCUUUGGGGCUGUAGCUGCCUUCCGCGCUCCGGCCACCAAGUCUCAAGGGUCUUGUUUUCCAAACCUGAAGUGUUUUUCAUUCAAAGCAAAGAGAGAUUCCUGGAUGUUGAAUAUGCAAGGAGGUGAAGAGAGAGAGACUGGAAGAGAGACUUGUCCAGAAUGGACGAACAAGUCUGCUUUAGAACAGCAUGUCUAUGAAAUUGAUUCACCAGGAAUAGUAGCAAAGAGAUUCCAAGAGGGUGAAUUCCAGGAUUCUAUUCUUGAAAAGAAAUAUGCAUGUGAGGGCAUGAAGGAAAACUCUUCUGGAGAAAUUCCUGGGCCUUACAUUUUCCAAGAAGGAGGUUUUGGGGAAGUAACUUUUAUCCACAAAAAAGAACCCCCUGAAAUGAUUAGUCAAGAAUUUAGUUUUGAGAAAAGCUUGCUUUUGACCUCAAAUUUUGUUACACAUCACAGAGUUUCUACAGAAGAGAGUCUGCAUCAGUGGGAAAUAAGUAACAUACACACCAGUGAGAUUUCAGGCCAAAGCAAAUGCUCAACUCUCUCCACACAGAAAAAGUCUUGGAAAUGUAAUGAAUGUGGAAAAAUCUUCACUCAGAGCUCAUCCUUUACCCAACAUCAGAGAACUCACACUGGAGAGAGACCCUAUGCAUGUGAAGAAUGUGGGAAAGCCUUUAGUCGAAGCUCAUUCCUUGUUCAACAUCAAAGAAUUCAUACUGGACUGAAACCAUAUGGAUGUGAGCAGUGUGGGAAAACAUUUAGAUGUCGAUCAUUUCUUACUCGGCAUCAGAGAAUCCACACUGGAGAGAAACCUUACAGAUGUAAUGAAUGUGGGAAUUCCUUCCGUAAUCACUCACAUCUCACUGAACAUCAGAGAAUUCACACUGGAGAGAAACCUUAUAAAUGUAACAGAUGUGAGAAGGCAUUCAAUCAGAACACACACCUUAUUCAUCACCAGAGAAUUCACACUGGUGAGAAGCCUUAUUUAUGCAAUGAAUGUGGCACUUCUUUUCGCAAACACUCAAAUCUUACAGAACAUCAGAGAAUUCACACUGGGGAAAAACCCCAUAAAUGUGAUGAAUGUGGGAAAACCUUCCGAACAAAGGCAAACCUUUCUCAGCAUCAGAGAAUUCAUACUGGAGAGAAACCCUAUAAAUGUAAGGAAUGUGGCAAAGCCUUUUGUCAGAGCCCAUCUCUUAUAAAACAUCAGCGAAUCCAUACUGGAGAAAAACCCUAUAAGUGUAAGGAGUGUGGCAAAGCUUUUACUCAAAGUGCUCCACUCACUAAGCACCAGAGAAUCCAUACAGGGGAGAGACCCUACAAAUGCAGUGAAUGUGGAAAAUCCUUCAUUCAGAGUAUUUGCCUUAUUCGGCAUCAGAGAAGUCACACUGGAGAAAAACCCUAUAAAUGCAAUCAAUGUGGAAAGGGUUUUAAUCAGAAUGCCUUCCUCACUCAGCAUAUGAGAAUUCAUACUGGAGAGAAGCCUUAUAAAUGUAAAGAAUGUGGGAAAGCCUUUGCUCAUAGUUCAUCUCUUACUGAACAUCAUGGAACUCACACUGGUGAGAAACUUUAUAAAUGUAGUGAAUGUGAGAAAACCUUUCGGAAGUAUGCCCACCUUAGUGAACAUUACAGAAUUCAUACUGAAUGUGAGAAAACCUUUCGGAAGUAUGCCCACCUUAGUGAACAUUACAGAAUUCAUACUGGUGAGAAGCCUUAUGAAUGCAUUGAAUGUGGAAAGUUCUUCAGGCAUAGUUCUGUCCUUUUCAGACAUCAGAAACUUCACAGUGGUGAAUAA
Otolemur garnettii (small-eared galago) is the source of this 2247-nucleotide messenger RNA. RefSeq names its product zinc finger protein 502 (gene ZNF502). The record is from RefSeq and is a predicted model, not a curated record. NCBI's taxonomy places the organism in Eukaryota, Metazoa, Chordata, Mammalia, Primates, Galagidae. The coding region runs from base 559 to 2247 and encodes 562 amino acids. The transcript is spliced from 4 exons.